GAUAAGAGCUUCGUGGUAUUGUGGUUUUAGUCAGGCACUAUCGUAGCCACCCUAAACCUAAAAGUGGCCCUUUAAAACCCACUUCCUUAAACACUUUCCUGACGAGUCAAGAGCCGGAGCGAAACUUUAUUAAAACAUAACAUUGUUGCUGCCUUUUUAAAUGUACUUUCUACGGUUUUAUCUUUUUCUCUGUUCGGCUCCGUGUGUUUAUUUACUGAAAGAGGACGGUGAUGAGGACCUCUGCUUCUUCCUGGAAGGGGUCAAGCCCUCGUUGUCUGUGGAGCUCAGUAACAAGGGCUUUCACAGGGAGGUGGUGACCACUGUUGAGCUUGGCAGUGAGACACCGGGCGAUGUCAGAGCUUUGCUGGUUUACACAUGGCCCAGGGGUGUCUACGUGGACCCUUAUCAACUUGCUUUUCUGAGUGAUCUUCGUGGCUGGCAGAUGUUGUUUAAUACCACAAUUGACCUGGAAGAGCCAGCUCACCGGACUUCUGCGUUUCUCACCUAUGUGUAUCCCUCUCAUAAUGGACCAACUCCUGGUCCGCUCACAGUAACUAUUCCAAUUCAUGGGCGCUACCACAAACCCGCCUUUGACGGGAAAAGCUUCACUCCUGUUCACAUUGAACUUCCAGAGCUCCUGCUGUGGACUAAAAAGUGCACUCCAAUCCAAAGACUGGAGCCCCACACUCUCCUGGACGCCCCGUGCAACGCCAGCAAUACCAGCAUCUGUUCAUGGAUUAAAAUCCAGCUUUCACACAAGAAUUCCACCCUGAGUUUACAUCUUCCAGUUGGUGAUGGACCUACAGUGACGCUCGUUUGCACUGGGACUCUCCUCGUUACAGUUAUCUGCUGUGCUGUUUUGUGUCACUCCAUACUAAAACAUCAAAUCACAUGACUGUCACAUUGGGUUCUAUCUAAAACUGUUCUGUGAAUAAAUUUUUAAACAUU
Messenger RNA from Oryzias melastigma (Indian medaka), 948 nucleotides. It is a transcript of the gene pigx, whose product is annotated as phosphatidylinositol glycan anchor biosynthesis, class X. The transcript has 6 exons. Bases 161 to 895 code for a protein of 244 amino acids. Gene Ontology annotation, biological process: GPI anchor biosynthetic process. Gene Ontology annotation, cellular component: endoplasmic reticulum membrane. The record is from RefSeq and is a predicted model, not a curated record. NCBI's taxonomy places the organism in Eukaryota, Metazoa, Chordata, Actinopteri, Beloniformes, Adrianichthyidae.